UUUAUAUAUGACAAUCUCAUAAUAAAAUAAUUAAUUAUAAAAAUUGAGUAAAAAUCAUACAUUUUUACAGUAAAAAUCAUAUAUUUUUACAACAAAAAUGGUUAGAUUUCUUCCAUUUUUAUAUUAUUGUUUCUUGGCUAUUACAAUAGCCCUUUCGUUAAGCUGCCAAGCCGCCAACGACGAAUGGGUGACAGAUGCCCAUGCUACAUUUUAUGGUGAUAUGAAAGGAGGCGAGACUAUGUAUGGUGCUUGUGGGUAUAAAGAUCUAUACACACAAGGUUACGGCCUUGAAACAGCAGCAUUAAGCACAGCUUUAUUCAACAAUGGGUCAGCAUGUGGAUCAUGUUAUGAGAUACAAUGCGUGAACUCCAAAUGGUGCAAAGCCAACAAAAAUACUAUUAAGAUCACUGCCACAAACUUUUGCCCCCCUAAUUACACAAAAACAGUUGAUAUUUGGUGUAAUCCUCCUCAAAAACACUUUGAUUUAUCACUUAAAAUGUUCUUAACAAUCGCGGAAUACAAAGCUGGAAUUGUUCCUGUACGAUUUCGCCGAGUUCCUUGUGUUAGGAAGGGUGGCUUGAAAUUCCUACUACAAGGGAAUCAAGGUUGGUACCUUGUACUAGUGUUUAAUGUUGGAGGUGUUGGAAAUGUUGUUGAUGUUAAGAUUAAGCCCUCUAAUUCCAAGAAUUGGAUGCAAAUGACACGUAAUUGGGGGCAAAAUUGGCAAUUCACACAAAAUUUAAUAGGGAAAAGUUUGUCGUUCCAAGUGACUACUAGUGACGGUAAAAUGGUGCAAUCCGAUAACGUCGUACCGGCUAAUUGGCAAUUUGGCCAAACAUUUGAAGGCAGCAAAAACUUCUAAUUAGCAUAAUUACGUAUGAAUUAUUUUUCUUAAUUAAAUUAAUAUUUGGCGUACGAGUUUAAUUGAAUGCCAUAAUAUAUUGUACAGAGUAAAAGAGAUCGAAAAGUUCGAUCAUUUUUCAAUUAUAUUAAAAAAGGUAGAUUUUUUUGUUGAAAAAUAUAGUAUAUAUGCAAAUUCUUUGA
Messenger RNA from Spinacia oleracea (spinach), 1044 nucleotides. Its product is annotated as expansin-A23-like. Gene Ontology annotation, cellular component: extracellular region. Lineage: Eukaryota; Viridiplantae; Streptophyta; Magnoliopsida; Caryophyllales; Amaranthaceae. The coding region runs from base 98 to 862 and encodes 254 amino acids. Gene Ontology annotation, biological process: plant-type cell wall organization. The transcript has 2 exons. The record is from RefSeq and is a predicted model, not a curated record.